AUGGUUUUACAAGGUAUACGAAAUGUAGUACCAGCUGAAAAAAAUAAGAAUAGUCGUAUUAAAAAAUGCAAUACUGUCAAUAAACGUGGCAUUACAUUUAAUGUUCGAAAUUUGAUAAAAGUUGAUCCAGAUUUUAGUAGAAAAAAAUUAGUCAACAAAUUCGUUCAAGAUGUGCAAUAUAUAUUACUUUUAUUAGGUGAUCAAUAUUCAAAGUCAAAUAUCGAAAAAGAAACUACCGAACAAUUACAUUUUUUAAAAGGUGAGUGUGAAAAAACUGUCAGUAGAACAUAUGAAGAAAAAACUUUGUUGAAAACAUAUAAUAUUAUUAGUAUCAGAUGUCGAAAAAAAUUUAAAUGUCGAUGGAAAUACAACGAUUGGUUAAAUCCCAACUUUGAACAUACAUUUCAAGUUGACGAUAACACGAGCCAGGAUGACUAA
This is a messenger RNA of Didymodactylos carnosus, 438 nucleotides long. Lineage: Eukaryota; Metazoa; Rotifera; Eurotatoria; Philodinida; Philodinidae. The record is from the annotation of a GenBank genome assembly.